AUGUCGUCGGAACCAUGCAACCUCGAACGCUUCAGCUCUCUUCCGGCUGAAGUGCGCCUUCACAUAUGGCGCAGCACGCUUGAAGGUGAUCUCGUCGCGAUCCUUCCCAACCAGGAUCACUUGGUCUACCGGCGCAGAAAUCCCGUCAUUUCCAGAGUCAACCGAGAGAGCCGCUGGGAAUUCCUGCGAUUGAACCUCCGUGUGGGUGCCAAGUCUGACGUCAACUCUCCCAACUCCGCCGAAUAUGUCUACCUAAAUCCUCGCAUAGACACCCUCGUCCUCGGCUCCAUCAUUGCGUUGACUCCGCGUGAAGAAUUCGGGAUGGUGAAGAAGAUCUGGGCUCCAUCCAUGUCAAAUGCAGACGCCGAACUGAUCCGGGAAGUUCGACUCCACGAGCCCAAUCUUUGGCUCCAGGCACCUCUGGCAGCCGGCGUCUGGUUUCGGCUGCAUAUCAGCUUCGACCUUGAGGAAUGGUUGUUGGAUCAUGGCGACCGCGAUGUUCCUCGUCUUCCUCGCCUGCAGUUCCCCAACUUGGACACCAUUUGGAUUGCCAGUCUUUACGAGGGUGAAGGUAAUAGCGGAUCGGUGAGGAACCGAGGAACAGUCUACCACUACGUCAUCCCCACCGGCGAGGUGUUCGUGUCGUCCAUCACGGAUGCCGAUUUUGACGAGGGCAUGCGUACCUUCCGACCUGGCGUCGACGCCUCUAAGGUGGCUGUCGUGCGCGUCAACCUGCUUCGCACCAGAGAGCCUGACUGGGAAGUCAAGGGCUGGAAGGCUGUGCUAGAGAACGGGAAACCCAACACGGGGAACCCUGGUUGGCUCAUCGUCAACCGCUAUAUCAUCCGACGUCUGGUCGAGUAG
Molecule: messenger RNA, 864 nt
Organism: Colletotrichum truncatum
Lineage: Eukaryota; Fungi; Ascomycota; Sordariomycetes; Glomerellales; Glomerellaceae
Source: RefSeq, a predicted model, not a curated record